UGGUCAUUCCCUGUACUGUGUCCGCAGUCUCUGGUCAUCUCCUGUACUGUGUCUGCAGUCUCUGGCCAUCUCCUGUACUGUGUCCGCAGUCUCUGGUCAUCUCCUGUACUGUGUCCGCAGUCUCUGGUCAUCUCCUGUACUGUGUCCGCAGUCUCUGGUCAUCUCCUGUACUGUGUUCGCAGUCUCUGGUCAUCUCCUGUACUGUGUCCGCAGUCUCUGGUCAUCUCCUGUACUGUGUCCGCAGUCUCUGGCCAUCUCCUGUACUGUGUCCGCAGUCUCUGGUCAUCUCCUGUACUGUGUCUGCAGUCUCUGGUCAUCUCCUGUACUGUGUCCGCAGUCUCUGGUCAUCUCCUGUACUGUGUCCGCAGUCUCUGGUCAUCUCCUGUACUGUGUCCGCAGUCUCUGGCCAUCUCCUGUACUGUGUCCGCAGUCUCUGGCCAUCUCCUGUACUGUGUCCGCAGUCUCUGGCCAUCUCCUGUACUGUGUCCGGAG
Molecule: messenger RNA, 492 nt
Organism: Staurois parvus
Lineage: Eukaryota; Metazoa; Chordata; Amphibia; Anura; Ranidae
Source: the annotation of a GenBank genome assembly